This is a messenger RNA of Pelmatolapia mariae (spotted tilapia), 1326 nucleotides long. It is a transcript of the gene omgb, whose product is annotated as oligodendrocyte myelin glycoprotein b. The transcript is spliced from 3 exons. NCBI's taxonomy places the organism in Eukaryota, Metazoa, Chordata, Actinopteri, Cichliformes, Cichlidae. The record is from RefSeq and is a predicted model, not a curated record. The coding region runs from base 112 to 1326 and encodes 404 amino acids. Gene Ontology annotation, biological process: neuron projection regeneration. Gene Ontology annotation, molecular function: protein binding.
UGCAAACUAACAACCCUGCGUCCACAAAUAAUUCAAUCCUCCGUCAAGACCUUUCUGCAAAUCAGUCAAAUCAAUCUGAAGUCAUGGAAAAUAUGUCUGAACAAAUGAACAAUGCCCUUAUGGAACCUUAAAGCUCUAAGCAUGCCUGUAUGCUCUGCAUCUGUGCUCUACCUAUUCCUCUUGCUGCUGUGUGGGCUGCUGGGAGGCUGGGUGCUGUCCAUCUGCCCCGCUGCCUGCUCCUGCAGUGGAGGCCAUCGUGUUGUGGACUGCUCUUCACGAGGCCUGACCAAGUUACCGCCUGGUCUGCAGCAUAACAUUCGCUUUCUCAACCUUUCUUUUAACAGCUUGCAGGGUCUGGACAACCAGCUCAGCCACUAUGCCCAUCUGCGCAACCUGGAUCUGUCCUACAACCGCCUGGAGAGUCUUCCCCCUGCCCUGCCACGGUCUCUGUGGGACAUUCGAGCAGCAGGGAACCAUCUACGCUCUCUAGACAAAAAUGACACAGCCUACCAUUGGAACCUGAAAGUACUGGAUCUAUCAGAUAAUGAGCUAGAGAGAGUGGUCUUUAUCAAUAACACACUGUUGAGUCUACAGUCUCUUAACCUCAGUCAUAACAGGUUUUGGACAGUGCCCACAAACAUGCCACACAACCUGGAGAUCAUUGACUUGUCACAUAACUAUCUGUUGCAGAUCCUGCCCGGAUCGUUGGAUCGUCUGCCCCGACUGUCCCAGUUUUAUUUGCAUGCUAACCGCUUCACCUGGUUGUCUGAGGGAAUCUUUGAUAACCUAACAGGACUGGAGAUUAUUACUCUUGGGGAUAACCCCUGGGCUUGUGAAGAAGAAGAACACAUAACAAAGCUCCUUAGAUGGUCAGAGAAAACCCGUGCAACCGUUUUGGGGUGCCCCUGUUAUACAAGACCCAUCUGUGGGCAAUCCCAUUUACCAGUAACAGGAAGGGAAAGGCACUCAGCUCGGUUUACGGAGCCACCACUCUGGGUUAACAGCAGAAGUGAAGGGCAGGAUGUUCAAUUGCCCCCAAGGACUGUAGAGAACACACCUAACUAUCAGGUGAAGUCUCCACUUGUUGACAGUGGAAUGUAUCAGGGCAAAGCAGGUAUGAAUGAAUCUGGGGAUCACAUCUGGACAUCUUCAACAAGUAUGGAUAGUUUUUCUUCACACACAAGCACAACAGAACAUCCAAAGUCUUUAACCAAGAAGCCUAAACUAACUCAUUUAUAUAAUGAAGGCUGCAAACUGGACAUCAAAACUCAACAAACAGUCAUUCUGUCUGUUGUAGUCAUGACAACUGCAUUCACCACCGUCUAA